UCCGUAAUAUCGCAAAACAGUUGAUGACUCUCUCCUCUCCCGGUGUCGUCGCCUCUCUUUCCUUCCUCUCCUUCAUCUUUGAUAGAUCUCUCUCCUUGGGUUUAUCAAUUGCUAGAAACCCUAACUUUCUUCAAAUCCAUGGAUCGCGGUAACAGAACCAGUACCAACGGAGGCGAAGGAGGAUCUGUAACAAUGGAAUCAACGGAAAUUCAGCCAUCUCCUCAACCGCAGCCUGUGGCGGUCCUAACUGGAAACGCGCCUCCUCCGUUCCUGAGCAAGACCUAUGACAUGGUUGACGAUCCCGCAACCGAUUCGAUUGUGUCGUGGAGUGCGAACAACAACAGUUUCAUCGUAUGGGAUCCACCACAGUUCGCUAAAGAUCUUCUUCCCAAGAACUUCAAGCACAAUAAUUUCUCCAGCUUCGUCAGGCAGCUUAACACCUACGGUUUCCGGAAGGUUGACCCUGAUAAAUGGGAAUUUGCGAAUGAAGGUUUCCUAAGAGGUCAGAAGCACUUGCUUAAAACAAUAACUCGGCGAAAACCUGCACACGGACAUGGACAUCAGCAAUCUCAGCACUCGAUUGGGCAGAACUCAUCUGUAAGCUCAUGUGUUGAAGUUGGCAAAUUUGGUCUCAAAGAAGAGGUUGAGAGGCUUAAAAGAGAUAAGAACGUCCUUAUGCAAGAACUCGUCAGAUUAAGACAGCAGCAACAAUCCACUGAUAACCAACUUCAAACGAUGGUCCAGCGUCUCCAGGGCAUGGAGAAUCGGCAACAACAGUUAAUGUCGUUCCUUGCAAAGGCAGUUCAAAGCCCUCAUUUUCUAUCUCAGUUCCUACAGCAGCAGAACCAGCAAAACGAGGGUAGUAGGCGAAUUAGUGAUACCAGUAAGAAGCGGAGAUUCAAGCGAGAUGGCAUUGUCAGUAAUAAUAAGGAUUCUGCUUCUCCUGAUGGACAGAUAGUGAAGUAUCAACCUCCAAUGCACGAGCAGGCAAAGGCAAUGUUUAGUCAGCUUAUGAAGAUGGAACCUUACAAAGCCGGCGAUGAUGGUUUCCUUCUAGGUAACAGUACUUCUACUACUACUAGUACAGAAGGAACAGAGAUGGAGAUUUCAGCGAACAACAUAACGGGUAUAUCUCUUCAGGAGAUGCCAACAGCUUCUGAGAUACAAUCAUCAUCAUCACCAAGUGGAGCAACUCCGGAAAACGUUACAGUAGCUGAGUUUCCAACGCCUGACGAAGCAAUUCCCUCACCUGAUGAUCUGUCUCUACCCGAAUUUGCUGAUAUGCUGCAGGAGAAUAUCGCUGAGGUGCCUCCAGAAAAUUUCUUGGAAACAAACAUGGAAGAUUUGAGUCCUAUCCUAGAUUCAGAUCUGUUCAAUAAUGAUGAUUUACCCUUUGACAUUGACGACAUUCUGAGGGACCCCGAUUUAGAACCUUCGGUUGAUGAUUAUGCUUCACUCUUUCAAGACAUUCUCAUGUCAAGCCCUGUUCCAGAUGAUAUGGAAGUAACACCAGUGGAUGAUAGAACCAAGGACAGUGAGACAGAGCAGAAACAGAUGGAUAAUCUGACCCAACAAAUGGGUCUCCUCUCGCCUGAAACCAUAGAUCUCUCGAGGCAAAAUCCGUGAUUUUGGAAGUUAUGGAAUUUUUUGAAGUAACACCAAACUACUAUGUUCCCUAAGAACAUCAUAUGCUUUCAUCUCAUGCACUGAUCAUUUUGUUUCUUCCUUCUAUAUCAAACUUCCUUACAACUAUUCAUUUGCACACUCUGUUAAGGUGUGGUGGAUCUAUGUCGAAGUUUCAAUCUAUUGUUGAAUUUUUCGCCUUUUUGUUAGAAGAGAAAAGUUAAAUUCAACAGAA
Brassica oleracea var. oleracea is the source of this 1858-nucleotide messenger RNA. RefSeq names its product heat stress transcription factor A-1d. Gene Ontology annotation, molecular function: RNA polymerase II cis-regulatory region sequence-specific DNA binding; DNA-binding transcription factor activity. The transcript has 3 exons. Lineage: Eukaryota; Viridiplantae; Streptophyta; Magnoliopsida; Brassicales; Brassicaceae. The record is from RefSeq and is a predicted model, not a curated record. Gene Ontology annotation, cellular component: nucleus. The coding region runs from base 139 to 1626 and encodes 495 amino acids. Gene Ontology annotation, biological process: regulation of transcription by RNA polymerase II.